AUGGACGACAGAGACAAAUCCGAUAGGCGAAACAGAGAUCGACACUCCGAACGUGACCGCGAUCACAAGCAUCAUCGGACCCGCCACGAUUCCGAUGACCACCGUCAUCAUCGAUUGGACCGGAAUGCCAAACACGAACACAAAACUAAGGACCGAGAGGGAAGCAGAUAUAGGUCUAAAGUGAAGCGCGAUGAAGAGAUGGAAGAUUCAGUGGAGCCGCGACACUCUCCGCAUUCUCACAAACGGAAGUAUAGGGAACACAGUGACGAUCGGGAUUUGGAGGAUAAGAGAAUUAGGGUUUCUGAAGAGAAGAGGGAAGUGAAGAAGGAGCUUAGGAAGUUUGGUGAUAAAGUGAAGAAAGAUGAAGAUUAUGAUAGUGAGCCCAAGAUCAAGGAGGAAGUCACUAAUGGUGCCCAUGGCUUUGCCUCUUCCAAAGACAACGCUUCUGUGCAUAAUGGCGUUGCGGCCGGAUCUCCUGCCGUGGUGCAUGCUAGUGUGCCACAGACAUCUUUGCCCCCUCCUCCUCCCAUUCCUAUUAAGAUGGGUCUUCUUCAACUGCUGGGAAACCUGGAAGCCUCUCUAUUGAUGCCUUAG
Messenger RNA from Vicia faba (fava bean), 594 nucleotides. NCBI's taxonomy places the organism in Eukaryota, Viridiplantae, Streptophyta, Magnoliopsida, Fabales, Fabaceae. The record is from the annotation of a GenBank genome assembly.